GAUUUUACGUCACGUCCUGUUAUCCCGGCAACUUCUUGCAAGUCCUAGCUAGAAACGCUAACCGGAAGUCGUUCGGAAGAAGAUAAUAAACCAUACAAACGCAUACCGGAUUAGUGAACAUAAUAGUCGUUUUUAAGAAACACCAUGGAGGAACAAAGUGCCGACAUAGAAGUGACCGUCAAAACUUUAGAUUCUCAGAGCAGAACUUACACUGUUGGUGCUCAGCUCACCGUGAAAGAGUUCAAGGAGCACAUUGCGUCCUCUGUGGGAAUCCCUGUCGACAAACAGAGACUCAUCUACCAAGGCAGAGUUUUACAGGAUGAAAGAACACUGGCAGACUACAAUGUAGCUGGCAAGGUGAUCCACCUUGUGGAGCGGGCGCCCCCUCCGCCCGCCCAGCCCGGCUCGGGGUCGGGGGGCAGUUCAGCCGACAGCGGGCCCUCAUCCUCGUCCCACGAUAGUUCUCAAAUGCCUCCACAUGAUCGUAAUGCCAACAGUUACGUCAUGCUUGGCACAUUCAAUCUCCCAGUCAACAUAAUGGAUCCCCAACAAAUACAGAUGUCAGUACAGCAGAUGAUGUCCAACAUGGGGGAUAAUGCAAGAAAUGCCAGAGUGACAACCAGCACUGGGAGCAAUGGGUCAGUGAACGUGCACAUCGACAUGGAUCAGCAGGUGCAGAGUGAACCCCGGCUGAGGCUGGUGCUGGCUGAGAACAUGCUGAGAGACAUCAAUGAUUUGAUUGAAAGGAUGGAGGGUCGAACGGCCGACUCAUCUGCACUAAGGGACACGACUUCCUCCGUGGCCAUAGCUCGUCCCUUGUCUUCAUCGUCCACUUCGACCCCCUCUCCCUCUGCUCAGCCCAUGGACACCUCCCCUCCUCCUAUGUCCCCCCCACCUCCACCAACUUCGUCUGCAACAUCUGAGGGACCGACGCCUCAGCCUGGACCCAAUCACCCAAGUCCAACUGAGCUAUCGGAGAUGUUGUCUGAACUAAGGAGGGUGGAGGAGAGGCUGCAACCCUUCAUCCAGCGAGCUCACACCAUUCUGGAGACUGCGACCACCGCAGAAUACAACAACAAUACAGAAAGAGAGGACAACCAGCAGACCCUCGUUCUUACAUGGGAGUGUCUCCGUCUCCUCGGCAACGCCCUAGUGGCCCUUAGUGACCUGCGCUUGAAUCUAAUGAGCCCGGUGCCUCGCCACCUUCAUGUGGUGCGGCCAAUCUCCCACUACGCCGUUCCUGUCUCCAUGCCCGGCGCUGUGCACCGCCACAUCCCAGUGCAAAUGAACGUGGGCGCGACAAUGACGGCAAAUGGCACAGAGGGACAGGCGCCGCCCGCGCAGCCAGCUGGCCAGUCGGAGCAGGCAGGUCAGGGACAGACCACCCCCUCACAGACUUCCCAGUCCAAUCAGCAGGCUGGACAGGGACAGGCUGGCCCCCGGGUCAUCAGGAUCAGCCACCAGGCAGUUCCGGUGGUCAUGAUGCAGAUGAACACGGACGGCACAAGUGCUAACCCUGCAGCUGGUCACCAGAUGCCAGGCCAGCCAGGUGGCCUACCCCCAGACUUUAUGAGAAAUCUCAUGCAACAGGUCAGCCAGUACGCCACCGCCGCUGCCACUGCUGCCGCUACCGCUGCUGCCACUGCUGCUGCCACUGGCCAAACCAUUCCGCCACAGCCCACCCAUCCUGGCUACAGCGCCACAGCCAACUCCUCAGCUCCCACCAUGGGUCCUAACACCCCUAACACCACGCCUACUGCACCCCAACCACCUCCUCACGCUGGCCCCCAGCCUCAUGCCAGGGUUGUGUUCACCCGGCCACCGUUUGCACCAAACAUUCCUCUUCCGGCUUUCGGCACCCGAGGAACCACCAUCAAUGUGAGGGCGGCUAUGCCUGGCCAGCAGCCAGGACAGGCUUUCAACCCUGCUGCUGUCAAUCAAAUGAUUAGCGCGCUGGUUGGUCAACUUUUGCUGCCAGGACAAAUGGCAGCUCAGCCAGCCAGCACCUCUUCAUCCACCUCGACAUCCUCCUCCACUUCCUCUUCCGCGUCCUCCUUUUCCUCUCAAACUUCCUCCUCCUUUUCUUUCUCUACCUCGAGUGGAGAAGCAAACUCCGCCAGUCCACCGAAUCAGACCGAGAACUUCAGCGAGCCGCAGUCUCAGGAAAUGCACGCAGACCUCAGCCAGAUGCUUGGCUCUCUGCUAGGGGCUACCGGAGAGGCCACGCUGGGUACUGCAGGGGGCCCCUCCAUCACCGUUACCACCUCAGGUCUCCCCAACCUUAUGCAGGGAGUGGCUGAGUUCAUGCAGCAGGCUACCCAGCCCAUCUUCUCCCCGCCACCUCAUCCGCCCUCUAGCGCUACCACUGCUCCUAACGAAGAAACCAACCCGACUUCCAACCCUGCAUCUGCAGCAGCAUCUGAAGCCCUCAACCCGGAGCUGUUCACCGGCAUCGUCCGUGGCUUCCUGAGUUCAAUGAUGGGUUCUCUCGGCCAGGCGCAGAAUGACACUGAAAGCAUUGCGCAAUUCAUGCAGAGGCUUUCCCAGACCACCAACAUCUUCAUCAGCCCGGAGGAACCAACUGGCUUCUUUGGUGAGCUGCUGAUGCUGGUGUGCCAGACGUUCACCAUGUCCGACUUGGUAAUGUUGCUGCAUGGGCAGCACCAGCCGAUGGGCCGCAUACAGCCGCAACUGUCCCAGUUCUUCACCCAGAACUACCUCAAUGGCAGAGAGCCCACAGAUGCAAACAUUUCUGCUGCUGCUGACACUAUCGUGCAGGAAUUGGAGGAAUACAUCACAGAAAGCUUUAGGGAAUCACCCGUCACCAUUUUGGAGGGUGUUGACGUUACCCGGACUAACAUGUCCUUCUUCAGACAGCAGUUGAUGGGUAUCGCAACACACAUUCUACGUUGUACAGAUGACUCUUUUGGGGUUCGCCUGCUUCAGAUGUGCAACCAGGCGCUGUUUGAAUGUCUGGCACUCAACCUGCACUGUCUUAGAGGAGACCAACGAGCGCUGACUGCUGUCAUCAAUCACCGGAUUCGGAGGAUGUCAAGUGACAUCAGCCCCAGUCUCGUCAACUGGAUGACCAGCAUGAUGACCAUGAGGCUACAGUUAAUUUUAGAACACCUCCCCAUCACACAGGAGCAGAUCCAAAACUACAUUGUUUACACACAGGUCACACACACACAGAAGGAUCAGCCGGCUGCGAGUGACACUCAAGAGCCAGAGCAAACACAAAGUGCUGCGAUCAGUGACACUCACUCACCCGCCGCAGCCACCACAGCGGAAGAGGCCAUGUUGGCGUCAUGCAACGCGAGGGCGUCAUCACGGGAGACAAGAACGCUGCCCGUAGACCUGGGUGCCACGGGAGGAUCAACGCCCUUAGCCGCCAUGACGGCAGUAGGAGCUGAGGGAGUCAACUCCAACUCUGCUGGAGAGUCUGAGGCCUGGGCAGCCACCGUACCGCCAGAGUGGGUUCCCAUCAUCAGGUGUGACAUGAUCACUCAGAGGAAGAUGAAGGCGCAGCCACCGCUGUCUGACGCCUAUUUGCACGGCAUGCCCGCCAAGCGCAGAAAGACUGGACAGGUUGGUGGAAGCCUGGCCUCCCUCUCGGACGCUGUGAGUCAAGCAGCCAGGGCGGCCGGUGUGAAGCCCAUCACGUCUGGUGAGCGUCUGCAGGAAGAGCUGGAUACAGAGGAGCUGAAAGAGGCUUAUUCAGAGCAGGUCAAAGCAGACAUCAAAAAACGAACGCAGGACGACCCAGACUUCAACUCUCAGCAGUUUCCGGACACACACAGAGCCUUCUUGUCCGACUCGUAGUCUCGACUUUUGUCUUUGUCUUCAUGGCCACUUUUUGUAAACUCAGACCCCUUCCUCUUCUUUCUGCUCAGUACAGCUUGAUCCUCUUCCCCUGAGUGCUAAUUGCAGGAUGCUAAUGCAGCCAUGUCCCCCUAGUGCCUAUUUAUUGCUUUGCUCCGACUCUCUAAUUUACUGUCUUGAUAAGAGUUGACUGAAUAUCAUGAUUUUCAUCGUU
Messenger RNA from Nerophis ophidion (straightnose pipefish), 4036 nucleotides. RefSeq names its product BCL2 associated athanogene 6 (gene bag6). Gene Ontology annotation, molecular function: polyubiquitin modification-dependent protein binding; misfolded protein binding. Gene Ontology annotation, cellular component: BAT3 complex. The record is from RefSeq and is a predicted model, not a curated record. NCBI's taxonomy places the organism in Eukaryota, Metazoa, Chordata, Actinopteri, Syngnathiformes, Syngnathidae. The transcript has 25 exons. The coding region runs from base 145 to 3822 and encodes 1225 amino acids.